Molecule: messenger RNA, 2800 nt
Organism: Daphnia pulicaria
Lineage: Eukaryota; Metazoa; Arthropoda; Branchiopoda; Diplostraca; Daphniidae
Exons: 14
Coding region: 121-2712 (863 amino acids)
Biological process (GO): negative regulation of inflammatory response
Molecular function (GO): protein binding
Source: RefSeq, a predicted model, not a curated record
AAGCCAUACUAGUGACACUGCGACCUUACAUCGAGCAAGAAUUGGGGUCGCUGUUACAGUCUGCCUUUAGUCCGUGUUAAAAAUAAUUCAAAAUUCAACAUAAACAACACUGAAUUUGUCAUGGUGUGGUGCCGUUUCUUACUCAUUCACUGGCUGAUAGUGUUCGCUAGAUCAGAAGUACAAUCCGAAAAUCACGAGGGACCAGCAUCAACUGCGUCAGCUUUUUGCAGUGCAGAAUGCAACCAGCAAAUACAGAAUCGAUUGGAGACCAUAGAAUCCGCUGUUCGAACGAUCGUUUCUGCUCUUUUGAGUACAAAAAACGAUGUGCUUUCUUCAGUCACGGAGAUAUUACUGCAAGACCCAUCAAUAUCCUCAAUGGUGCCUGCUUUGAAUUCUACAAUUUUCUCUUCAACAGUAAGGAGCGAAAAUUCUUCAUUUUUUGAAAAUGCUGGCUCUCCUGGUAAACAAGUUUUAGGAGGACACCAACCAGAAAACAGCAAAGCAGUUGAAAACCUCAAAGGAGUUGUGAAAUGCUCACUAAUAGCCUAUCUAGACGUUGAUAUGAUUGAUUUUAACUCUUAUGCCAACCAGUCUACGCACGUAACAGCAUCUCUAGCUAAUGAGUCCCUUGAAAUCAAAUGGCCUUUAUAUUCGGCGGCGUGUCUCAAAUUCAGUUCAGGUGUCUGGAUUCGGAUUUAUCAGCAAUCGACUGAAAACGAUUACAAGUUGCAACCGGAAACUUCCUUAUUCGUCCCUCAAAAAUGCCUCAAAAAGAAUUUUGAAACUUCGUACUCUAUCGUUCUCUUGCCAUUUUCUUCGAAUGAGAAGAAAAAUUCCUGUGCGUUUUCUUUAGCAAGAAAUCUUAUCCAGUGUCGCGUUUAUGUCAUUGAAGUUAUUCCAAACUUCCAGUCGCUUCGAGGCAGCAAAACUCUGCGCACGGAAAUUGUCGUUCCGCCAAAACGAAUCAACGAGCCCAGCAUGAAACCGUUAAUAAGCGUUGUGGCCCAUUCAAAUUUCUUGAUGUUGAAUUGGGAAGACAAUUCUGGAUGCGCACCUCAGUUAACUUCCUUCAAGUUGACAAUUUUUCCAGAUGGAAUUGUAGAAGAUGAAGGGACGAAUACGACGGUAACAAUCCCUCGCAUUUGCCUGAAGCAAUCUCCAAAUGAAGACAAUCUGUUCUCUCUGGUGCUACCCAAUAACAAGCCAACAUCAUGUCCAAUCGAGUGGAAACCAUUGGACAGGUGUCGCAAAUACAGACUGGAUAUGGUUUCUAUCUAUUCGGUCAUUUGGAGUGGUCCUUCUUCUUCUUCGGACAUAUUUACAGUACAGCAAGAAGAAACAGUUAAUUUUUCGACGCAUUCAGCCGACGUAAUUUGGAAUUGUCCGAGACAACAUUAUUAUUGCAAACAUCAAAAACGUUCACGCUCCGGUUGUGUGCACAUAAGGAAUCACAUUUGUGACGGGAUUGAUCAUUGCAGUGGCAGGGACGAAACGUAUUGUGAUCUAAAUGUAUGCAACAACGGUGGAUGGAGAUGUGGACGACAAUGCAUACCGAAAGAAUUAGUUUGCGAUGGCAAAUAUGAUUGUCUGGAUGCUUCCGAUGAAGUAAACUGCAGCCACGUUAAUACGUGUGUUCAAUUAACAAACCCAUCGGGUAAUUUUAUUUCUCAACCGUUCCUUAAGCCUGCUGUCGAUAUCCAUUGGGAAAGAUUACCCGACGCUGUUCGGAAGUCGUCAGUAUUGAUCACAGUACAACCUAAUCAUCAAAUUUGGCUGACGUUCGGCAAAUUUGUCACUUUUGAAAAUCAGAAUUUUGUGAAAAUUUAUGACGGCCCCUUCUCGACAAGUCCUCUUCUAUUUUCACACAGCGGAUCAGUUAAGCCAUCGUACUCAGUGCGGUCAUCAUCUAAUGACUUAUUUGUUGAAUUUCCAUCUUACUACGACACCAACAUGGGGAUUGAAGCUUUCUAUGCCAGUGUAAAAAAAAUAAAUGGAACGGACAAGCCAUUUGUUCCAGGCUGUGGGGGGUAUAUUUACGGUGAAGGUAUCAUUUCAACGCCAAAUUAUUUAUCGUCAAGCGGUAUCGUUGAAUGUUUUUGGUUCGUCGAAACCAGGCAAAGUGAAGAUACAAUCCUAAUGAGAAAUAAUUUUUCUGAUAUAAAGAUAACUGCAUUGUUGUCUCGAGCGCAUCCCGAAAUGAUUGUGUAUGACGGAUGGGACAUGGAUGGACCUGUGAUAUAUAAUGGAAAAUCUUUUCACGUUCGAAACAAAACCAUCGUCUAUUCGAUUAGCAAUAAAAUUCUUGUUCAUUAUAAACCACCAAAAGUAAAAGACGGUCAUGUCUUCAACUGGAAUGUCUCAAAAAUAUCGACACCACAGUGCAAAAACCACUUGGAAGGAACUACUGGGACCAUAAAGAGUCCAAAUUAUCCGAUGCUUUAUCCUCAUCUGACGGACUGUCGUUGGAUCAUCACCGUGAAACCGGAAUCAAAAGUCCGAUUACUUUUUGCUUUUCUUGAAACACAAGAGGGAGCGGAUUUUAUCUCUGUGUUUGAUGGGCCGACUGUAUAUUCAGAAGUGCUGUUGGCUAAAUCGGGGUCAGUUUCAGCUCCUUUCAUUGUUAACGCUUCUUCAAAUCAAAUGUUAGUUAGGUUUACAUCAGAUGGUGACACAUCCUUUCCUGGUUUUAUUGCCGUUUACAUAUCUGUGUGAUGUUAAAUCUUAUGGGGUUUUAAAAAAAAAUAGAUGGUGUUACAUCAUAUAAUUGGAUAUUUAAAAGAAUAAAAAAAUGUAUGAGUAA